ACCCCCCUUUUUUUUUAAUAUUCGGUCCCUUUAAUCCAUUCAAGGUCAUCAGUUCACGUCCCGGCCUUCCUCAAGACCCGCCUUUCAUUCCCUCCCCCACCGCCAACUCCAUACAUUUAGCAAUAAUAAUAACACAAGCUCUAGCACCCUCCCAGCUCUCCAAACUCUGGACUAAACCACUUCUACACUACGACUUCUACUAUCCAACAAUUUUUCUUCUUUCUUCACACAACGACACAACGCCCAUGUAUCAAGACACCACCAACUUCUUGCCCAAGAUGAAUCCUACCGACGAAGAGCUCGACCGCGACUGGAAGCCCAAUGGCCGCCGACCGCAAUCCACCAUUGCCCGUUCCUUCAGUCAAGAAUUAAUGGAUAUCUUUCGCAUUGAAAACAGCAUUGCCGACCUAGAUGAGCAAGUUGACAAGCGAAAGCAGCAAGUAACAAGUGGACAAACCGAACUGGAGUCCCUCGAGGCUAGAAUUAAAGAGAUGGAGGAGAAACUCAAGAAGCAGCACCCUGGAGCAGCGAACGGUUUGCACGCACGAACUCAACGGCAGGCCCUUAGCGACGCCUUCGACAAAGCGCAGGCCGAGAAAGAACAGCUCGUACAGCAACAGCAGAGGUCCCGGCCUGGAACUGCGAAACAGGUUCAGCAAGCACCUGCACAUGGAGGGGCUAUGCCUCCGACUCCAACAGCCAGCGAAGGUGAAUACGUACUUGUCAAUCACAGCUCCUCUGGUGACCGUGGCGCCGAUUCCCGAAAUUUUACUGACUAUGUCUUGAUUCCUAAAGAUGGUGGCGAUCGCGAACACUAAGUCGUUAUUUGCUUUUUAACAACUCUUCCCCGCCUGCGCCCCCCUUAGCCCGUACGACUGGUUCUCCGCCUUGGCUUUUGUUCCCA
Messenger RNA from Annulohypoxylon maeteangense, 904 nucleotides. RefSeq lists its product as uncharacterized. Lineage: Eukaryota; Fungi; Ascomycota; Sordariomycetes; Xylariales; Hypoxylaceae. Bases 246 to 818 code for a protein of 190 amino acids. The transcript is spliced from 3 exons. The record is from RefSeq and is a predicted model, not a curated record.